Galleria mellonella (greater wax moth) is the source of this 2222-nucleotide messenger RNA. RefSeq names its product probable nucleoporin Nup54 (gene Nup54). The record is from RefSeq and is a predicted model, not a curated record. The transcript has 14 exons. NCBI's taxonomy places the organism in Eukaryota, Metazoa, Arthropoda, Insecta, Lepidoptera, Pyralidae. Gene Ontology annotation, biological process: protein localization to nuclear inner membrane; nuclear pore organization; NLS-bearing protein import into nucleus. Bases 290 to 2020 code for a protein of 576 amino acids. Gene Ontology annotation, cellular component: nuclear pore central transport channel; nuclear pore. Gene Ontology annotation, molecular function: structural constituent of nuclear pore.
UUUCAUAAUAUUGGCUGGGGACGAUAACAUAGAUAUAACAAGAAAACGUUUGUUUAAAGUGACAUUAGCUUGCAUUAAUGUGAUACUAACAAAGUAGCGAUAAAUGAAAGCAUUAGUUUUUAUUUAAUCUUUUAAUAGAAAUUAAAAAUUUAAUUUAGGAACUUUAACGAGAAUUAUCCCUCUUUGUGGAAGAAAUAAUUGCAUACCAGCACUAGAUACAAAUAAGUCGAUGUCAUUAAACACUAAGAUCAGAAUUUAAAUGAUCUUAUAGAAUUGUUUACUUAUUAUCAUGUCUUUUUCAUUUGGCUCAAAUACUACUACACAAAGUACUGCAUUUGGUUCUGCAGCCAAACCCACAUUUUCAUUUGGAGGUACAAAUACAGCAACUACGAGUACAGCCGGAUUUGGUGGAUUUGGAACCUCUACAACAUCAUCAGGGUUUGGAACGUUUGGAGCACCAACAAGCACAGCUACGCCUUUUGGUGGACUAGGUACUACUCCAGCGUCAACAGCACCUAGUUUGUUUGGAGGGACUGGAUUUGGAUCUACUGCUGCUAAACCUACUACAGGUUUCGGUACCAGCAGUUUUGGAACGAAUGCAUUUGGUACUGGCUCAACUUUUGGUGCUGGAACAUCCACAUUUGGUAGCGGCGCAACAAGUUUUGGUACUAAUACUCUUGGCUCUAACACAUUUGGUGGAUCAACUUUUGGUACUGGUUCUACAUUUGGAUCGACUUUUGGCAAUAAACCAGCAACAACCGGUUUUGGUGGUUUUGGGACUGGACUUGGAGGUACCACAGCCUUUGGACAACCACAACAACAACAGCUGCAGCAGCAGCAACAGCAACAACAGGGUCCGACAACUGCUUAUGAGGCAUUAGUGGCUGCUGUGUUCAACUGUUCUGUAUUUGGUGACGAGAGGGAUCAAGUGCUCGCUAAAUGGAACUUACUACAAGCUCAAUGGGGGACUGGUCAAGCUUAUUACAGUCGAAACGCACCGCCAUUAGAAUUGAACGAACAGAACCCAUUAUGCCGUUUCAAAGCAGUUGGUUACUCUAGACUGGGUGGACGAGAGGAUAAGGAUGGACAUGUUGCUAUGUUGUUUAAUAAACCUGAACAGGAGAUAAAAAAUAAUCAGCAAGCAUUAACAAAUUCCCUAUUUAAUUUGUUGGGAAAUAAACCUCAUUUGGCUGUCAAUAUUGAUGCUGUAAAGGCUGUCUCAGAAACGAAAACUCAGGUGGUAGUGUACGUGGUGGACAAGAACGCGGGCGGUUCGCGUGUUGGCGCGACGGAGCUAGGAUCGUUCCUGGGCGCGGGCGCUGCGCGUGCGGCGCUGGCGGGCGCCGGCUGCAGCGCGCUCGCGCCCGCCACAGCGCCCUCUCCCGCCGCGCGUGCGCACUACCUCGCCACGCCGCCGCCCGGUAUGGAUAUGCGGUUAUGGAAGCAAGCUCAAGCGGACAACCCUGAUCCUGAAAAUUACAUCCCAGUACCGAUCAUCGGGUUCACAGAGAUUAAGUUUCGCGCGCGCUGCCAGUCGGAGGAGGCGCGGCUGCAGGCGAGCUGGCUGCGGCGCGCCGCCGACACGCUGGCCGAGCUGCGCACGCGCCGCGCCGCUUCCGCCGCACGCCUCGCGCACAUGACCGCGCGCCUGCACGCGCUGCGCCACACGCUGCUGCAGGUGAUAUCGCGGCAGGAGGUGACGGGCCGCGUGGGCGCCGCGUUGUCGCCGGAGGAGGAGGCGGCGCGCGCCCGCUUGCACGAGCUCGCGUCGCAACUCGCUGCGCCGCCGCUAUACAACGGUCGUCUAAACGAAUUGCUGUGUGCUGUGAGGCUUCAACGUAGUGCGAGCGCGGGCGCAUCACACGAACGUUAUCAUCUUGACCCUGGUGCCCAAGAAGACGUGAAGCAAUUUCUCACACUGCAACAGCGCGGUAUGGCGCAUUUGUUAGACACCGCUCGGAAGGACCUCGCCGCGCUUAACACUAUCGCCGAUGGCAUGUCCCGUCUUGUACGUGCUUAGAACCAAUAUAUUUUUCUACCUUACUGGAUUACGCAUGUCUUACUCAUAUGAAUUGUAUAUUGAGAUUCUAGAAAAUUCGACCCGGAAAGCGCGUUGAAAAAACCUUUGACCUGCAGAAAGUUGUUUGUGAAAUUAUGUUGUUGGAGGGACCAUUGGAAAUUGUUGAAGUAUUUCUGGAAAAUAAAUACUAUUUAAGAAUAUA